AUCCAAAAGUAUUUUCUCUCUCUAUUGAAAAAAAAUCAAAUCCCAAGAAUCCCUGAGUUCCAUUUCUAGGGGUUUUAUCGCAUCUCUCUAUGCAUAGAUCCUCAAUCACACCCGUUAAUGUUCUCUCUUUCCUCCAUAUCUCUUCACACCUCCAUCUAUACCUCCGAUUCGACCACAAAUUAUUCGAUUUCGAAGCCAUUCCCACCAAUUCGAUUCUUCGAAUUUGAUGCCAUUUGAUGCACAGAGUCUUUAUUAAUUGAUAUGUUGGCCCAAGGUACGAGCUUGUGAUUAAGCCUUUUUCUGCUAUGUGUAAUUGUAUUUUCACCAUCCAGGGCUUAUCUUCAUGAAUUUUGGAGAAUGUAUGUGUUUUAGGGCUGUUCGAGGUUAGAGGGUUAUACAUAGGGUUUGGGUUUUGUGGAUAUGAUAAAACAGAUACUGGGUAAGCUUCCUCGGAAGCCAUCCUCUAAAUCGUCAGGCAAUGAAACAAACAAUGAGGGUCCAUUGUCAUCAAUGAAUUCAUCAAAUUUGAAUUCCGCUGUUGGUCUUAAUGGUAACUCAAGAACCAUUCAAUCUUCCGGAAAAUCUUCGAAUUUGGGAUCGGGUGUGUCGCGGUCGAGUAAUGGAACUUACAACCUACACUCAUCUAGCGCGAUUAAAUCGAUGCAAGGGAAAAACUCAGGUACGAUGAAUACCCAAGUGAGCCCGCUGUUGAAUUCUGCUACCUAUGAAGCUUUGCCAAGCUUCCGAGAUGUACCCAGCUCGGAAAAGCAUAGUCUUUUCAUUAGGAAGUUGAAUAUGUGUUGCGUUGUGUUCGAUUUUAGUGACCCCACAAAGAAUUUGAAAGAGAAGGAUGUGAAAAGACAGACUUUGCUUGAGCUUGUUGAUUAUAUUACUUCAGUGACUUCGAAGUUCAAUGAGGUUACAAUGCAAGAACUCACCAAAAUGGUAGCGGCAAAUCUGUUUAGAACUUUGCCGUCUUCUAAUCCUGACAAUAAAUUACCGGAUCUGUAUGACGCGGAAGACGAGGAACCGACUAUGGAGCCUUCAUAUCCUCAUCUUCAGAUUGUGUACGAAUUGCUUCUCAGAUUCGUGGCUUCUUCUGAGAUUGAUGCUAAGCUUGCUAAAAGAUACAUUGACCAUUCUUUUGUGUUGAGAUUGCUAGACCUGUUUGAUUCAGAAGAUCAAAGAGAGAGGGAGUACCUAAAGACAAUUCUGCAUCGCAUUUAUGGGAAGUUUAUGGUGCAUCGGCCAUUCAUUAGAAAAGCCAUCAAUAACAUCUUCUACCAUUUUAUGUUUGAGACAGAGAAGCACAAUGGGAUAGCAGAGUUGCUUGAGAUAUUAGGUAGUAUAAUUAAUGGGUUUGCCUUGCCUUUGAAGGAAGAACACAAGCUUUUUCUUGUACGCGCUUUGAUUCCCCUCCACAAGCCUAAGUGUGUAUCCAUGUAUCAUCAACAACUUUCAUAUUGCAUCACUCAGUUUGUGGAGAAAGACUGCAAGCUGGCUGACACAGUGAUCCGAGGUCUUCUAAAGUAUUGGCCCAUAACUAAUAGUUCAAAGGAGGUCAUGUUCCUUGGUGAGUUGGAGGAAGUUUUGGAAGCAACCCAAGCUGCAGAGUUUCUGCGCUGCAUGGUUCCUCUGUUCCGUCAAAUUGGUCGCUGCCUCAACAGCUCACAUUUUCAGGUAGCAGAACGUGCUUUGUUCCUGUGGAACAACGAUCAUAUAAGGAAUCUGAUCACUCAGAACCGUAAGGUGAUCCUGCCCAUAAUUUUCCCAGCCUUGGAGGAAAACACCCAGAGUCACUGGAACCAAGCCGUGCAGAGUCUGACGUUGAAUGUGAGGAAGACAUUUUCAGAUGCUGAUCAAACACUUUUUGACGAGUGUCUAGUGAGAUUUCAAGAAGAUCAAAUCAAGGAGAAGGAGAUCCAGGAGAAGCGGGAAUCAACCUGGAGGCGUUUGGAAGAAGUGGCAGCCUCUAAAGCUGUUAGCAAUGAGGCUGUGCUUGUCUCUAGGUUCGCCUCUUCUGUUGCCAUUGCUACCAACACAAAUUCGCAAUCAUCUGUGGGCAGUUGAAGAGAUCAUGUGAUGCAAAUUUUAAAAUUAUGAUCCUCAGCCUAGUGGUGGCCAUACAAGGUGAGCACAAAGGGGUAAACCUCGGGACUGGUUGUCACCCACAUUUCUGAAUUCUGACAACUUUGCCGGUUGAACCUGAAAGGUGAAGUGUUUUGUGGAUAUCUUGAUCGCCCUUAUUUUCUUUUCUCUUAUUUUUCUUGGGUUAUGGCUUAUUGCUUUUUUUUUUGUCACAGCCAUGGAGGUGUGCUUUUCAUAAACAAACUUGUUUUAUAGAGAUAGUCUAUUCAGAUUUCUUCCCAAUAUCGUUAUAUUGUAUAAUGUUUAUUUAUCCAUUUGUGC
Messenger RNA from Ilex paraguariensis (yerba mate), 2409 nucleotides. NCBI's taxonomy places the organism in Eukaryota, Viridiplantae, Streptophyta, Magnoliopsida, Aquifoliales, Aquifoliaceae. The record is from the annotation of a GenBank genome assembly.